ACAGACUCACGACAAUAUUCUAGACAAAUAUUCACUAGACGCAAAACCGAAUCCCAAAAAGGAAAAAGAGGAUUCAUUGCUGGCGGCCUCUCUCUCUGUUUCACAUAUCCAUCUUCUUCAAUUUCUUUCAAUGGCAUCUUUUACCAAUCAAACAGUAUACGUUUUCUUCAUCAGUAUUACUCUUUUAUCUUCACUUCAAAUCAUCCAUGCAAGAGACAGCCACUUCUUUUCCACCAACAAAGAGAUAAAAGGAGUUUUCCUUCUUGAAACUGAAAAUGGUGUUUAUGAUCAUCAUGAAUCACAUCAAUUUUCACCUUCUACCACCCAUAAACUUAUUCCUAACAGCAAGUAUAAUCAGUACUACAGAGGUGAAAAAGACGCUACUUAUGACACCAACCAUAAUGCCAUCUCAAAGGGCAGGCCAUCCGGUGACAAUGAUCACGAUCAGCUGCACGAUCUGAGUGAACCAAGAUUAAUGGACCACGGCUACGUCACCACCUCCACAACCACCAAUCCAACUAACACAAAUAAUUAUCCCUACAAAAAUGGCGGAAAAAGUUACUACUACAACAAUCAAGAACAAAACUAUCCCCCCAACUAUAACCACUACAAUGGUAAAAGGGUACAGCAGCACGACAACACGGAUCAUGUCAAUGAGUUAAGCAACUACAACAACAACCGUUUUAAGUUGAGCGACGAACACCGUAAUUAUAAGAUGUACCUUGAGAAUGAAGACGACUAUCACUAUGUAGAGCCCGAGGAGCCCAGCCCUUGAUAUAGAUGCGCGGUCAAUAUAAAAAAAAUAAUUGCAGUGAGUUUUAUAUAUCAAAGUAUUAAAUGUGUAUGGUUUCGACCCUAUGAGUUUUAUAUAUCAAAGUAUUAAAUAUGUAUGGUUUCGACCCUAAUGCAUUUGAAUAUUUUUAUUGUUCGUUUAACCUUCUGUUUGAAUUGUAGGA
Molecule: messenger RNA, 956 nt
Organism: Lycium barbarum (goji berry)
Lineage: Eukaryota; Viridiplantae; Streptophyta; Magnoliopsida; Solanales; Solanaceae
Exons: 2
Coding region: 131-775 (214 amino acids)
Source: RefSeq, a predicted model, not a curated record